Molecule: messenger RNA, 198 nt
Organism: Colletotrichum orchidophilum
Lineage: Eukaryota; Fungi; Ascomycota; Sordariomycetes; Glomerellales; Glomerellaceae
Exons: 1
Coding region: 1-198 (65 amino acids)
Source: RefSeq, a predicted model, not a curated record
AUGCAGCGUCAAAGGGGGGAAACUUUACCUUUGCGACGGACGUCAUCUCGGGAACUAGAAGAACACAGGGGGGGGGGGGCAAUCGAAGACUGGGAAAUUUGUUUUUCGGGGUUCACCUUACACCAUUUCACGCGCGGCAAUUUACCAAUCAUGAAUCAUAUCAUUUUCCCCUCCCACUAUACCAAAAUUAAACCUUGA